This is a messenger RNA of Dufourea novaeangliae, 1794 nucleotides long. RefSeq names its product dynein intermediate chain 3, ciliary-like. The transcript is spliced from 10 exons. Gene Ontology annotation, molecular function: dynein light chain binding; dynein heavy chain binding. Gene Ontology annotation, biological process: cilium movement; outer dynein arm assembly. The record is from RefSeq and is a predicted model, not a curated record. Bases 1 to 1794 code for a protein of 597 amino acids. Gene Ontology annotation, cellular component: outer dynein arm. NCBI's taxonomy places the organism in Eukaryota, Metazoa, Arthropoda, Insecta, Hymenoptera, Halictidae.
AUGAAUUUACAGUAUACUUACGCAAAGAAACGAUCACAAUUUGGUAUGCACUGUAGCUUUUCAGAUUACCAAAAAAUAGAAGUUGAUAUUAAACCACAUGCAGGGUAUAUGCAUAACUAUAUUCAAGUAAAUCCUGUAUCUCAUGGAACUCAAUGCGGGAAAACAUAUUCCGCUCAUGAGGUGAAUACAAAUACUGCAACAUUCAAAGACAGCGGUAUGUGUCAUGCUGAGGGCGGCUGGCCGAAAGAUUUAAACGUAAAAGACACGGAACAAGUAGUUAGAUAUAAGCGUAAAAUAGAAAAAGAUGAAUUAUAUAUUCAUACAAUGCUUCAACUGUUACCUUCAAUGGAGCAUUGUAUAUUACAAAAUAAUACGUGUAAUAUCUAUGAACAAUACUUCAGUUAUAUGGAACCUGUUUCAUUAACACAAAGAGCAUAUUCGCGUACAGUUAAUGUGUAUCGAGAUGUUUUGCCGACGAAGAGACAAAUAACGCAUCUUUCUUGGUCACCGGAUCAGGGAAACUAUUUUGCAGCUAGUUACUAUAAUACUGAUUUUACUAAAAGAGCAAACGAUAAUCCAGUUUCAUAUAUUUGGGAUGUGGAAAAUCCAAAUACUCCGUGUAUGACGUUGAAACCAUUCUGUCCAAUUUUAUCAUUGGAAUAUAAUUCGAAAGAUUGUAAUAUAUUAGUCAGUGGGUUAACGACUGGUCAAGUAGCUUGCUGGGACAUUAGAAAAGGACCAGAACCAGUUGAGAUAAGUUCUUUAGAAUUUAGUCAUAGAGACAUAUGCAAUAAAGUCUUGUGGAUAAAUUCGAAAACGGGUACUGAAUUUUUUAGUGCUUCGAAAGAUGGGCAGAUAAUGUGGUGGGAUACAAGAAAAUUACAAACGCCUACAGAAACAUUAGUGAUAGAUUUAUCUAAACCCGAGGAUCAAAAUGUUGACAAUGCGAUUGGAAUUACUGCAUUACAGUUUGAACCAUCAAUGGGUACACGAUUCAUGUGUGGUCUUGAAAAUGGUACAGUGAUAUCAGGAAAUCGUAAAGGUAAAACUCCAGGGGAAAAGAUUGCGACAAAAUUUAAAGCCCAGUAUGGACCUGUAAUAGGACUGGAAAGGAAUCCAACAUUUGUUAAGAAUUUUUUUACUAUUGGCGAUUGGACAACCAGGAUAUGGUCUGAAGACUGUAAAGAAUCUUGCAUUGCUUGGACACCUGGACAUAGAGAUUUCUUAAUGGGUGGAGCAUGGAGUGUAACAAGAUUUUCAGUAUUUUUCUUAAUAAAAAUGGAUGGAACUUUGGAUGUAUGGGAUUUACUCGUUCAGCAAGAUUCUCCGAUUCUCAGUAUAAAAGUCUGUGAUGAAAUUUUAACAUGCAUACGACCUCACGAGCAAGGACAGUUGGCUGCAGUCGCUAAUAAAACGGGAACAACGUUUCUACUUGAAUUCUCAGAAGCACUAACAACUAAUCAGAAAAACGAUAAGCUUUUAUUUACAGCGCUUCUUGACAGAGAAACACGUAGAGAAAAAGUGAUAGAGGCAAAAAACAGAGAAUUGAGAUUGAAAAUGAAGUCUCUUAGAAACACUAACAUUGAAGUUGAAUGUUCAAGUGUGAGAACUGAUGAAAAACCAGAUUCAAAACAUCUAACUCCGGAUAUUAAUGAUACAAUAAUAAUAAAUUGUGAACAGGAAUAUGAAAAUGCUAUUGAAAUAGAAAUGACGAGACAAGCAGAAAAAGAUAAUGAAGAAAUCAAUGAAAAACAUGUAAUGAACGGACUAACUAAUGGAAAAAGUGGUGUUUGA